This is a messenger RNA of Seminavis robusta, 1312 nucleotides long. The record is from the annotation of a GenBank genome assembly. Lineage: Eukaryota; Bacillariophyta; Bacillariophyceae; Naviculales; Naviculaceae.
AAGCCAUAACGGUAGGAGCCCUCCAACAACCCAAAUUCUCCGUCCUGCGCCACAGACCAUUGGCAAGGCAAGAAGAAGAAGUAACACCAUGUCGAGCGAUGAUGAUAACAAGAAAGCCACUUGUUUGGUCGACUGGACUGCCUUUGUACAAGGCCCUGCCGCAGCCAAUGUGACUUCUGUUACAUCCGCCACGGCGACUCUUCUCUUUGAUACGCAGUCUCUCUUGGGCGAAGGCAUUGUCUACGACGAUGCCAAACAAGAAGUGGUCUGGUGUGACAUUUUGGGUCGCAAAUUCCAUCGUCUCCCACUCGGUUCGGGCACGUUGGAAACAGUAGAACUCCCAAAAAUGCUGGGAUCGUUAGGCUUGCUUGACUCCUCCUCCUCUAAAUUUGACGGAUCCUAUCUCUUUGCCUGGGAGGAUGGCUUUCAAAUCUACAAUCCCAGUACGCUAACGGCCAUGACGGAAAUGAGCCAAGGAGAAGAUGUCAAUCCGGAAAAAUUGCCGACUCGAUUGAACGAUGGACGUUGCGAUCCCACGGGACGUCGGUACAUUUGCGGAGGAUACUAUGGCGACCGAGAACAAUUCCGAAUGAAGGUCUUUAAUUGUCAUUGGAAAGACGACAGUCAUACGACACUUGUCCAUGAACCCAUCAUUGAUCAUGUCAGCGUCACGAACAGUUUGCAAUUCUCUCCCGACGGCAAGACCAUGUACUUUGCCGAUUCGCCCAAGCAACAAAUAGUGGCCUAUGAUUACAACCUACAAGCACCCGACACGGCAUCGCUGCUCUCCAAUGAACGACUCCUCUACAAACUGGAAUUAAAAGGAGCCGUACCGGAUGGAUCCUGUGUCGAUGCCGACGGAUAUCUUUGGAAUGCAACGUGGUGGGGUGGCAUCCAAUCCAGUUCCGUCCGACGAAUCGAUCCAAACACUGGCCAGGUCGUCUUUGAGGUAUUCAUGCCAGAUUCCACCUCUCGAGUCUCGUGUUGCUGCUUUGCAGGCACCAAUCUAGAUAUCCUCUUCAUCACAACGGCAGCCGUAGAACCGGAUCUAGUCAAAGAACCUCAUGCAGGAGGCCUCUAUGCCAUCAAAUUGGCGGGGGUCAAGGGACGGCUGGAACAUCGCUUUCAGGUGUGAUGAUUGACGAGCAUUGCAGCAAGUGAGAGUAACAUCCAACAAAAAGGGCAACAACCCGACCAAAGAGAUAGAAACAGACAGAACAAUCCUCAGGAGAUUCUGGCUAUCACGUCCUCUGGUACAUCAAAACUUUGUUUCUAUUCGUUGCUAUUAUUCUAUGAUAAUAUGUCGUCCUGU